AUGGCUGGUCAGACCCCAGUCAUGGUGGCAGCUAUGUGUGGUCAAAAAGACGUUUUUGACUUACUGGUGUUCAAUGCAUGUGAUCUCACCCUUGUUAAUGAUGAAGAUUUUGGUGUGUUACAUUAUGCUUGUGAAGGUGGUAACACUUCUAUUGUUCAACAUCUUAUCACAGUAUGUGAUAUUAACAAGAAAGGGCGUGAUGGUCGCACCCCAGUCAUGGUGGCAGCUCGGUGUGGUAAAAAAGACGUUUUUGACUUACUGGUGUCCAGUGCAGCUGAUAUCACCCUGGUUGAUGAUGAAAAUGACAGUGUGUUACAUUAUGCUUGUCAAGGUGGUAACACUUCUAUUGUUCAACAUCUUAUCACAGUAUGUGAUAUUAACAAGAAAGGGUGUGAUGGCCGAACUCCAGUCAUGGAGGCAGCUCUGUGUGGUCAAAAGGAAAUUUUCGACAUACUGGAGUCCAAUGCAGCUGAUCUCACACUGGUUGACGAUGAAGAUGAAGGUGUAUUACAUUAUGCUUGUGAAGGUGGUAACACCUCUAUUGUUCAACACCUUAUCUCACCAUGUGACAUCAACAAAAAGGGCUAA
Messenger RNA from Haliotis rubra (blacklip abalone), 588 nucleotides. RefSeq names its product homeobox protein Wariai-like. The transcript has a single exon. Gene Ontology annotation, cellular component: nucleus; cytoplasm. NCBI's taxonomy places the organism in Eukaryota, Metazoa, Mollusca, Gastropoda, Lepetellida, Haliotidae. The record is from RefSeq and is a predicted model, not a curated record. Bases 1 to 588 code for a protein of 195 amino acids. Gene Ontology annotation, molecular function: protein binding.